This is a messenger RNA of Varanus komodoensis (Komodo dragon), 2199 nucleotides long. RefSeq names its product PDZ domain containing 4 (gene PDZD4). The record is from RefSeq and is a predicted model, not a curated record. NCBI's taxonomy places the organism in Eukaryota, Metazoa, Chordata, Lepidosauria, Squamata, Varanidae. Gene Ontology annotation, molecular function: protein binding.
AUGGGAUGUAACAUGUGUGUGGUGGAGAAACCCGAAGAACAAUAUAGGGUCAUGCUGCAGGUGAAUGGUCGGGAGUUGUCCCAUCUCUCACAGGAACAGACUCUCGAAGCCCUGCGGUGCUCUAAGGAGCCUCUGGUCAUUCAGGUUCUGAGGCGCAGUCCCCGCAGCCGGGGUGGGGGCAGCGAAGGGCCUGCCCCCCAAGGAGACCCUGCAACACUGGUAGAUAGUGGAACUCAGACGGACAUCACCUUCGAACACCUACUGGGGCUAGGCAGAGUGCGGCCUCCAAGCCCCCCAGCUGUAACAUUGGAGCCUUAUGGGCUGCCGGAACUUCCCUCAAUUGCACAUGAAUAUUAUGACCCUGUGGAAUUUAUGGAAAGUGGUGCCCCAGAGGGCGAGCGGGCAGAAGAGCUGGAGUAUGAGGAGGUGGAGUUGUACAAAUCCAGCCACCGGGACAAGCUGGGCCUGAUGGUUUGUUACCGAACUGAUGACGAGGACGAUGUAGGCAUCUACGUUGGAGAGGUCAACCCUAACAGCAUCGCUGCCAAGGAUGGACGCAUCCGGGAAGGAGACCGCAUCAUCCAGAUUAAUGGCAUGGAGGUGCAAAAUCGGGAGGAAGCAGUAGCAAUUCUCACCCAGGAGGAGCGGACAAACAUUUCUCUGCUGCUGGCUCGGCCUGAGACUGAGCUUUCCAAGCGCUGGAAAGACAGUGACCGAGAGGAUUUCUUGGAUGACUUUGGUUCUGACCAUGAAGCUGGAACGAAACCCCGACGGCUCCUUUCUCCACCAGCCCAGCAGAAUGAACCUCUACAAGAAAAGCCCCCUGGGGAUCCUGCUACACCCCUGACCAACAGCCAGGAGCUGGACAGUGGUGUUGGCCGCACUGAUGAAAGCACCCGCAAUGAGGAGAGCUCUGAACAUGACCUCCUAGGAGAUGAAGCACCCAGCGCUGCCAACACCCCGGGGAGCCUGCGCAAAUUUGGGCCCAGCCUGCAGCCCCGGGACUUUCACUACAGCAUGGACUCUCUACUGGCAGGGGAGCCACCUAGUGCUGUAGGCACUGACAUGAUGCCGGGACUUACUGAUGAAGAAUAUGAACGCUACCGUGAGCUGCUGGAGCUGAAGUGCCACCUAGAGAACGGCAAUGACCCUGGCCUUGUGAGUGCUGCACUGGAUGUCAACCGCAAUGAGGUGGCCCUACUGGAAGAGGAGCUCCGCCACCUGGAAUUCAAGUGCCGCAACAUCCUGCGAGCACAGAAGAUGCAACAGCUGCGUGAACGCUGCAUGAAAGCCUGGUUGCUGGAGGAGGAAGGGCUGUAUACCUUGGAUGGGGAACCCAAGAAACACGAGUUAUCUGACAUCACUGAACUGCCAGAACGCUCUGAUAAGGAUAGCACCAGUGCCUACAAUACUGGGGAGAGCUGCCGAAGCACUCCCUUGUUGGAGAGUCCUUUGCGCCGCCUGGCUGAGCCACCCAACCUCAACCGGACCGCUCCUCCUUCACCUCCACAGCCCAAAUUCCGACGGGAGGAGCGGGUACGACGCAGCCCCAAGGCAGCUGGGGAAGGCAGCCCCUACCUGAGUCGGCGGCAGCAGCAGCGGGAAGAGCCACCUGCUCCUAUCAGCCCUAUGAGCCUAGCCAGCAUAUGCAAAGACUCUCUUGGGGGCAAAGGAGAGCCCCGUAUGGAGUGGAAAGUGAAGGUUCGCAGUGAUGGCACACGCUAUGUGGCUAAGAGACCAGUGAGGGACCGGCUGCUCAAAGCCAGGGCCAUGAAGAUCCGUGAAGAACGCAGCGGCAUGACCACAGAUGAUGAUGCUGUCAGCGAGAUGAAGAUGGGACGCUACUGGAGCAAGGAAGAGCGGAAGCAGCACUUAAUCCGUGCCCGUGAGCAACGGAAGCGCCGCGAAUUUAUGAUGCAGAGCCGGCUGGAGUGCUUGAGGGAACGGGAAGGCAGUGAGGCUCGGGGGGGUAUCGGUGAAGUCAACAUCUUGGCCCUGAGCCACCGCAAAACCAUGAAGAAACGAAGUCGGCGUAUCCUGGACAACUGGAUCACCAUCCAAGAGAUGUUGGCACAUGGCACCCGCUCAGCAGAUGGACGCAGAGUUUACAAUCCACUGCUGUCUGUCACCACUGUUUGAGUGCAUGGAAAGGAACAACAGAGGGAGCUUGUUUGCUUUUUUCCUCCAGGUGUGCUGGAG